CGGCGGAGCUCAGCGGCGGCCGGGAACGCGGGCUGCUCUUGAGGCAGAGGGGCAAAGGGACAUGUUCCCGCGGCUACUACGCCUUCGGCAACGGCCAGAUCUGCCUUUGAAGAAGAAAUAGAAGAGAUUCCUUCACCUUUGUUUGAAGAGCAUGCAAAAUCAGCACAAUAUGGCACAGCAUAGCAUUGCUGUGGGAUUAUUCAUAAUAACUUUCUUAUCCUUGCUGGAUGACAGUUCAGCUUUCCUAUUAAAUCAGCGUCUGAAGGGAAGAUUUCAAAGGGACCGCAGGAAUAUCCGUCCAAAUGUCAUUCUUGUGCUUACUGAUGAUCAGGAUGUAGAACUUGGUUCAAUGCAGGUGAUGAAUAAGACAAGGCGGAUCAUGGAACAGGGAGGCGCUCACUUCAUCAAUGCCUUUGUGACAACACCUAUGUGCUGCCCAUCCCGUUCCUCUAUUCUCACAGGGAAAUACGUCCACAAUCACAACACCUACACCAACAAUGAAAACUGCUCUUCUCCAUCCUGGCAGGCCCAGCAUGAAAUCCGCACAUUUGCCGUGUACCUCAAUAACACAGGUUAUAGGACAGCUUUCUUUGGGAAGUACCUAAACGAAUAUAAUGGUUCCUAUGUGCCUCCUGGCUGGAAAGAAUGGGUUGGAUUACUUAAGAACUCUCGUUUUUACAACUACACGCUCUGUAGAAAUGGAGUGAAGGAAAAGCAUGGAUUUGACUACUCUAGGGAUUAUCUGACUGACUUAAUCACCAAUGACAGUAUUAGCUUCUUCCGAAUCUCAAAGAAGAUGUAUCCUCACCGUCCAGUAUUAAUGGUUCUCAGCCAUGCAGCCCCUCAUGGCCCUGAAGACUCAGCUCCUCAGUAUUCUCAUCUCUUCCCCAAUGCUUCUCAACACAUCACACCCAGCUACAAUUAUGCUCCAAACCCAGACAAACAUUGGAUAAUGAGAUAUACAGGCCCCAUGAAGCCUAUUCACAUGGAAUUCACCAAUAUGCUACAGCAGAAGCGCCUUCAGACACUCAUGUCUGUGGAUGACUCUAUGGAGGCGAUUUACAAUAUGUUGGUUGAAACAGGUGAACUGGAGAAUACAUAUGUAAUAUAUACAGCAGACCACGGCUAUCAUAUUGGGCAAUUUGGGCUGGUGAAAGGAAAAUCCAUGCCAUACGAAUUCGACAUCAGAGUCCCUUUCUAUAUACGUGGGCCAAAUGUGGAGGCUGGAUCCUUGAAUCCUCACAUUGUAUUGAACAUCGAUCUUGCUCCUACAAUUCUAGAUAUUGCUGGCUUGGACAUUCCACUUGAUAUGGAUGGGAAAUCUAUUCUAAAACUGCUGGAUUCUGAAAGACCGGUCAAUAGGUUCCAUUUGAAAAAGAAAAUGAAGGUCUGGAGGGACUCAUUUCUGGUGGAGAGAGGUAAACUGUUGCACAAGAGAGAGAAUGAAAAAAUGGAUGCUCAAGAAGAAAAUUUCCUGCCCAAAUACCAACGGGUAAAAGAUCUCUGCCAGCGAGCUGAGUAUCAGACUGCUUGUGAACAGCUUGGGCAGAAGUGGCAGUGUACAGAAGAUGCCAGUGGGAAACUGAAGCUGCACAAAUGCAAAGGAAUGGCCAGCCUCACUGCUCCAGGCAGCAGCAAAGCGAUCUCCAACCUCCUGCCCAAGUACUACAGCGGGAACAGCGAGGACUGUAACUGCGAGGAGAAUGAAUACAAGCUGAGCCCCAUUGGACGGCGAAAGAAGCUCUUCUCUAAGAAGAAAUAUAAGGCAAGCUAUAUUCGGAGUCGCUCAAUUCGCUCGGUGUCUGUUGAGCUGGAUGGAGAGGUGUAUAACUUGGACUUGGAGGAUGGCUAUCAACCCGUUUUACCCAGGAAUACCACAAAUAAGCACAAAUAUGGUAAAGGUGCGGAAGGAGGAGGAGACAACGACGAUGAUGAUCAGGAUGCGGGGGAGUACAGUGGUACCGGAAGCGUAUUAGAGAAUCCAGCUCCUAACUUAAUAAAAGUGACACACAGGUGCUAUAUCUUGGAGAAUGACACUGUUCAGUGCGACACUGACCUGUACAAGUCACUGCAAGCUUGGAAGGACCAUAAACUUCAUAUAGACCAUGAGAUUGAGACUCUACAAAAUAAAAUUAAAAACCUGAGAGAGGUGAGAGGUCAUCUAAAGAAGAAGCGACCAGAGGAAUGUGAUUGUAACAAGAUAAGCUUCCAUAGUAAGCACAAAGGCAAACUGAGGCACAAAGGAUCUGGCCUCCAUCCUUUCAAGAAAGCCCUGCAAGAGAAGGACAAGUUGUGGCUUCUCCGAGAACAAAGGAGAAAGAAGAAGCUGCGGAAGCUACUUAAGAGGAUCAAAAACAACGACACGUGUAGCAUGCCGGGCCUGACUUGCUUCACGCAUGACAACCAGCACUGGCAGACCGCCCCCCUGUGGACACUGGGCCCUUUCUGUGCCUGUACCAGUGCAAAUAACAACACAUACUGGUGUAUGAGGACAAUCAACGAGACACACAACUUCCUGUUCUGUGAAUUUGCUACCGGGUUCCUUGAAUAUUUUGACCUCAAUACAGACCCCUAUCAGUUAAUUAAUGCAGUGAACACACUAGACAGAGAUGUUCUCAACCAACUACAUGUACAGCUCAUGGAGUUGAGAAGCUGUAAAGGGUAUAAGCAGUGCAACCCAAGGACUCGGAACAUGGAACUCGGCCUUAAAGAUGGAAGCUAUGAACAAUACAGGCAAUUUCAGCGUCGAAAAUGGCCAGAAAUGAAGAGACCUUCGUCUUCCAAGUCACUAGGACAACUUUGGGAAGGCUGGGAGGGCUAAUUUCCUGCACCUGCUGGACCUCAACGAGGAUAUAAACUGGCCAGAACUUGAAUCCUUGUACAGACUUCAUGAAAGUGUGUAUGAUUUCAGACCGAAAUAUGUUAUCCUGGAGGACUGGAUGAACUUUGAUGCUAAGGUAGAUAGGGUGUUUGCACUGUUAUGCAAUCCAAAUAGAAACAUUGAUCUUCUGGGGACUGCUGUCAUCAAAAACAUAUAUCCCUUCUUGAAACCCACCGGAUCUCCUGUUCUUGCUUUGGAUUAUACCUCACUUGAUUCACAAGCUAUUUUACUCCCACCAGUCACCACAGAUACUGUUUGAAGAGAUGGCAGCAGAGAGAAAAAGGGUGAUGACUCAUCAAGACACUUAGAACCCUAAAGGGCAAAAGCACACAAAAACACAUUUUAAAGGAAGCCAUUUUAAAGCCACCUCUGCAAUUUCAUGUCCAACUUCAAAUGGUAUUAGAAAGACAGACAUAUGAAGAUGCAAAUCUGAAUAUUUUUUGCUUGUGGCUUGCUCAAGUCAAAAUUAGACACUGGUAGCAAGCAGCUAUUAAGCGAUUCCAGGAUUUCAAGAGGAUAUUACUGAACAGUUGCACAGAUUCAGCAUUGUAACAAUUUUUUGGUGUUUGUCUACCACAGAAACCAAUUUAGUUCACAGUUUAUACAUCUACCUUGAGACGUACAAGAAACAGAAUAUAAAUCUUCACUCAGAGAAACCAGCUUUCCAGCAUGGUAACUGUAAAUAUUUAGUGUCCUGUUUCAAAAGAAAUCAAGUCCAGAUGAAUUUUGUUACUAAAGUGUUGGCAUGCCCCAAUACCAUUUCUGAAAAUGUCACCUCAUUGCAUAAUAAAACUUCAGAAGUUAUCCAUUUUUAAAAGUACUGCAAAAUUAAAAGCAGUUUAUGUAUGUCUUGAAUUUUAACAAAGUUGGAUUUGUAUUAAGUCUUUGUGGUUAUAUUGUAUGUUCAAAAACCAAAAUUACUACUAUAAAAGAAAGCACUUGUUUACUUUUA
This is a messenger RNA of Elgaria multicarinata webbii, 3833 nucleotides long. RefSeq names its product sulfatase 2 (gene SULF2). Gene Ontology annotation, biological process: glomerular basement membrane development; negative regulation of fibroblast growth factor receptor signaling pathway; heparan sulfate proteoglycan metabolic process. Gene Ontology annotation, cellular component: Golgi apparatus; cell surface; endoplasmic reticulum. Lineage: Eukaryota; Metazoa; Chordata; Lepidosauria; Squamata; Anguidae. The coding region runs from base 152 to 2821 and encodes 889 amino acids. Gene Ontology annotation, molecular function: glycosaminoglycan binding; N-acetylglucosamine-6-sulfatase activity; calcium ion binding. The record is from RefSeq and is a predicted model, not a curated record. The transcript has 21 exons.